Molecule: messenger RNA, 678 nt
Organism: Aspergillus homomorphus CBS 101889
Lineage: Eukaryota; Fungi; Ascomycota; Eurotiomycetes; Eurotiales; Aspergillaceae
Exons: 1
Source: RefSeq, a predicted model, not a curated record
CAGAUUUAAAGUAAUAUCCAUCCUACGUAAAUGAUUCCUACUACUCAACUGAACCGAUCUAACCUAACAAAUUAUCCUACCCAUCCAUACAAUUCCUCCCAACCUACCACAACCACAUUCCAAAUUUAAUACCACCACCUCAAAUCCAUACAACCAUAUCAAGCCUACAUCAACAUACAACCCAAACCACAUAACCCUUCCAACCCCAAAAUGUCCCCCCCAAUAAAAUCCCAAAUCCUCCAAAGAACCCACACCUUCCUAAGCAACCUCACAACCCAAAGCCCACUAACACCCACCCUCCUCGCCAACUUCUCGGGAGACAUCCGCAUCCACGAGCACGGCCUCCCGGCCCUGGCCCCCUUCCUGGGCCGCGAUUACGUCGGCCUGGCCGCCGCCAAGGAGUACUUCGAGUGCAUGGGGUCGCACCUCCGGUACGAGGGGAUGCGGUUCGAGGACGAGGCGCGGUGGGUGGUGGAUGCCGAGGCUGGGGUCGUGGUUGUGCGUGGGUGGGCGCGGUUUGUGGCGCGGGCUACGGGGCAGGGGUGGGCGGAGGGGUUCGUUUAUCGGUUGAGGAUUGGGGAGGAUGAGGACUCUGGGGACGUCAAGGUGAAGGAGUAUUUAGUUUGGGCGGAUACUGGGGCGGCGUAUUUGGCUUUGAGGGGGGAGUUGGGUGAGUUG